CUGAGUUAACAAGCCCCAUUCUGAAGAAGCUAACCAUUUUACUGUCUCAUUUUUUUUCCCUUCCAGAAUGGGUUCCAGGUGGGCUCCUUGCGUGUUGAUUCUGUUAGUGAAUCUUAUCAGGCUGGAUUCCUCCAUGGCCCGAGGCAAAGUCUCUCCAGAAGAUUUUGUGAUUCAGGCAAAGGCUGACUGUUACUUCACCAAUGGGACUGAAAAGGUGCAGUUUGUGGUGCGAUUCAUUUUUAACUUGGAGGAGUAUGCACGUUUUGACAGCAGUGUGGGAAUGUUUGUGGCAUUGACGGAGCUGGGGAAGCCUGAUGCUGAGUUGUGGAAUAACCGGUCAGAUAUAUUGGAGAGGUGUAGAGCUUCUGUGGAUGCCCUCUGCAGACAUAACUACUGGCUGGGCGCCCCCUUCACUGUGGAGAGAAAAGUACAACCAGAGGUGACUGUGUAUCCCGAGAGGACCCCAUCCCUGCAGCACCGCAAUCUGCUGCUCUGCUCUGUGACGGGUUUCUAUCCAGGAGACAUCACCAUCAGGUGGCUCCGGAAUGGGCAGGAGGAGAGCGCCGGGGUCAUGUCCCCUGGCCUUAUCAGGAAUGGAGACUGGACCUUUCAGACAGUGGUGAUGCUGGAAAUAACGCUUGAACUCAGAGAUGUCUACACCUGUGUUGUUGACCAUCCCAGCCUGCUGAGCCCUAUUUCUGUGGAGUGGAGAGCUCAGUCUGAACGUUCUUGGGAAAAGAUGCUAAGUGGAGCUGCAGCCUUCCUGCUCGGGCUGAUCUUCCUUGUGGUGGGACUCGUCAUCUGCGCCAGGGCUCAGACAGGAUAUGUGGAGACUCAGUUGUCUAGGGACAAGCAGGUUACGAGAGCAGAUCCCUCAUCACUGCUGUGCUAAGGUCCUAACUGAAGCUUCUUCUCCUGGAACUUGAAGUACCACCUGGGUCCUAGGCUAAGUAAAGGACAUUCAGAGGUCAGUGUUUCAGAGUGACUUUGCCAUGAGGCCUUGGAGGAGUUCUGAGUUUCCUAGAGUUUUGUGUCCUGCGAUCAUGCAUUGCUCACCCUUCUGCCCUCCUGCCUCCUACUCAUAUAGGUCAUAGUCCCCACAUCCAAGGACAUUGUGCAGAAAUUCCCCUAAGCCCGAACUCCUUCCUGUCCCAAGUGGUGCACUUUCUAUGAUCCAGUCCCAACCCAUAAACCGUUAUCCCCGUGUCUUUCUCUUGACCAACUGCAAUCUCCACCGCCUUCAGAAGACAAAUGCUCAGAUGGUCACUGUUUCCUUUUCACUGUUUUUUAGAACCUUUUUUAUUGUAAGAUAAAAUGGAGAUACAAAUAACCACAAAAAAAUGUUUAAUUUAAUGAAUUAUUUAAGGCAAAACCUUUAUAAUCACCACUCGGGUCAAGAGCUAGAGCUCUGCCAGCCACCGCAGAAGACUCCAUGGGCCUCAGGACACAUGUUCAGAAAUUUUACUGGGAUGUAUCUUGGUUUUAGUUGUGUGGGUUGAGUUUCUCAAAUAAACUAUG
Messenger RNA from Manis javanica (Malayan pangolin), 1518 nucleotides. Its product is annotated as HLA class II histocompatibility antigen, DO beta chain-like. Gene Ontology annotation, biological process: immune response; antigen processing and presentation. The record is from RefSeq and is a predicted model, not a curated record. Gene Ontology annotation, cellular component: MHC class II protein complex; membrane. NCBI's taxonomy places the organism in Eukaryota, Metazoa, Chordata, Mammalia, Pholidota, Manidae.